UGUUGCUGGCUCCUCCGGACGCGUUGAUCUCACACAGCGCCGAGAAGCGGCAGAGCGGAGUGUGUCUGUGAAUCGCUCCCAAGUGCACUCAGACCACACCAGGCACGGCACGGCACGGCUCGGUGCACGGAGGGGACGCACACUUCAGGAGCGAAACGCGUUGGAAGGACUUAAAGCAAAAAGGCGCUUCCCAUGCGAGACCCAGAACCGGCAGCGGGCGGAGGAUGCUGUCAAGCCGCUCCGGGGUCGUGGAGUGCGGGUAGUGCGGGUACUGCACGCCGCGCGUAAACGGGCGCUCCGGUUCUCCGGUGCCUGCAGGGUUGGAGACCCGUCUUUGUGGACUCCCUCUUGACUUUUGGCUCCGUGCUGCCCAGCAAAAGAUUUUGAAGGACAUCAGUGGACAGUAUUUCUUUGAAAGAUAUUUUUCUCUCCUCAAAAGCUACAAAGGUAGUUUGAACCGAACGGCUCCAAUUGGACUUUUUUUCUUUUUUCUUGUUUCAAGUAUGGGACCUUAUACAAAAACCAAAAAGUCGCAGUGGAACAUUUGACAUUGGACUGGAAUAAUGAAUUAGUUGACAUAAAAUUGUUCUAUUCCCUUUUUUUGAUCCCUCCAAAUCCGCGCUCUCCCAUUUGGAUUUUUAGUUUUUUUUUGGCGACAUGUUUUUGUGCCUUUUGAAGAAAUGCGCACAGAUAAACUUUGGAUUAUGGUAGGUCUUCCGUGCAGCAAGUUAAUUACCAAUGUUUUGUAUUUGUUUGCUUAGUCGAAGACAAAUACAAGAGCAGUUAAGAGCACGAUAUAAUACGGGAACAGGGGACACAGUUUAGGUGCGUAUUUGGAGACAGUCUGUCCUCCAGCUCUCUUCUCCGCGUCCUUAGAGAAGUGAAAAAACACAAAAAAAAAACAAUUGAUUCGCAAUGAGAACUUAUUUGGUGAGUUUAAACAGUUCAAUAAUUCUAGUAGGCUGAUACAACCAUUUGACUAGUCCUUGUAAAGCCUAUCUUGCUUUUUUUCUUUUUGGGGACAGACGGAAAAAACCGACCGAUGUCUGGCAGACUGGCCGUCAUGUGGGAUUGAUUGCAGGGAGUAUGUUUGGGCUGGAGCAGUUUGGUUCUCAGAUUAAUAGCAGAAACCCUGGCCAGUCAGAGAGAAACAUAAACCAACCGAGGCUAAACAUGGGCUCGCAUUAUAAAGGACCGGGUUUUCACGCUGGAGGCCCGCCGGGGGCCGUGGAGCCCGGCAUGGGCCCCCUGAACGAGCCGCAAAUGCUCGGGCUCAAUAUGAACAUGAACGGAGAGCAGUACGGGGGCUUCCACCCGCGGGGCCACUCGGACAUGCACGCAGGCGCCGGGCUCCAGCAGCAGCAAGGACCCAUGCAUGGAUUUUUUAACAACCAGCAACCUCAUCAAGGACAUCCUCACGGCCAUCACCCCCACCCGCCUCACCCUCAUUUCAGUGGGAGUUUUGGAGGCCCGGAGCCCGGCUCGUCAUGCCUGCAUGGGGGCAGGCUAAUGGGCUACAACAACAAUGGCAUGGGACCACAGCAGGGCUUCGGAGAAGGAUUUGAUCCUCUCGCUGAGGGGCAGGCCGGGGACGGCUUUCCCCAGCAGCAGCAGCAGCAGCAGCGGCCUGGGAACAUGCCUGACUUUCAACAUCACGGGCCUCCCAGUGGCAGCCACGCAGUCCCCGCUCCCUGUCUCCCCCUGGACCAGUCGCCCAACAGAGCAGCAUCCUUCCACGGCCUCCCUUCCUCCUCAUCCUCCUCCUCCGAGUCUCACGGCUUGGAGCCUCGGCGCAUGCCCAACCAGGGUGCUGUCGACGGACUAGAGUAUAACUUCCCAAGUGAGGCUCCAUCUGGACAUUUUGAUGUACAUGUAUUUUCCCCAUCAGAAUCAGAAUCUCAGUUGCCCCAUUUUGGGACAGGGAGGCCAGUUCCCGGUGGUAAUUUCCCAGGGAACCCCGGCAUGCCACGGACAACAGGUAUGCCGGGCAUCGCUAAGGGCCACCAGCCGCCUCCGCAGCCCCAGCAGCCUCAGCAUGGAGUGUUUUUUGAGCGUUUUGGAAACGGCCGGAAGGUGCCCAUGGGAAUGGAGCCGGGGGUCAACGGAAGACAUUCUCUCAUGCAGCAGCAGCAGCAACAACAGGCUGGUUUAAUAGCCAGGCAGAAUUCAUGCCCCCCUGGCCUCCCCCGACCCCCUCAGGCUGAGCCUGGCUCCAAUAACCCCAACAUUCUGGACGGAGGGGUCAUGAUGCCUGGCCAACACAACCAGUUUGAGUAUCCCAUUCACAGACUGGAAAAUAGGGGUCUGCACCCCUAUGGGGACCCCAUGUUUAAUAUGCAACAACCCGCUCCCCCUCCCUCCCAACAGCCCCCGAACCAGAGGCUGCAACACUUUGACUCUCCCUAUAUGAACAUGGCGAAAAGGCCAAGGUUUGACUUUCCCAAUGCACAUGGCGGUGAAGGCUGGUGUGCUGGUGGUGGGAUGGAAAACCACCUCUCUCCCUCUGCCUACCCCGGCCUGUCUGGAGAGUUCACCCCACCUGUGAACGAAGGUUUCCCCCCAGGUCCGCUGCAGCACCCGGGGCCUGAGCAGCAGUCUCUGCAGCAGCGGCAGAACGCAGCCAUGAUGAUCAAACAGAUGGCCUCUCGCAACCAGCAGCAGAGGAUGAGGCAGCCCAGUCUGCAGCAGCUGGGUCACCACGGAGACGUGCCCCCUGGCCCAAUGGCUCACGGGGGCCCGGUGGGGAGCAUGCCUCAACCCAACUUUGACAGGGAGAAUGUCGGCAGGAUGAACAUUGAUGGACAAAAUCCUCAUGUAGCUCAGGAGAACUCCUGGUUCCAGGGUUCCCACCCACCAGGGGAGAUGAUGUCACGGCGUAUGGGUGGAGCGGGCAAUGAGACUGGGCCUCACGACAUGGGCCUGCAGCAGAACGGGGCUGGGAUGAUGUUUAGGCCAGGCAUGGGCAUGCAGGAGCCCAUGAGAAUACCAGGAGACGGACAUGUACAGGCUCUCCAUUCCCCGGGCAUGCACUCACAAUUCAACGUGGGCAACAUCUCUCAAAUGCAGUCUCCAGGAGCGGGGACGGGGCACCCGAAUGCACCGGCGGAUAGGCGACCGGCUGAGUUCCCCGCACCCCCAAUUGGUGCACAGCCAACGUUCCCCUAUGGAGGGGGUAACCGUCAGGGGCCGGGCCACAGUGCUCCCCAGGGGGUGAACACCUCACCAGGGAGCUACCCGCCUCAGUCUGAGUUCCCUCCAGGCCAGCGGUCGUCUGUUAGUAAGCUGGGGGCUCUGUCCCUCGGGAACUUCAGCAAAACCAGCACUAAAGACAGUGUUUUCGGCCAGAGCUGCCUGGCGGCUCUUUCCACGGCCUGCCAGAACAUGAUCGCUAGCCUAGGGGCCCCCAAUCUUAACGUAACAUUCAACAAGAAGAACCAAAAUGAGGGCAAGCGAAAACUGAGUCAGACGGAGCAGGACAUUAAUAGCAGCACGUCGAAUGGGACUGGCAGUGCUGGAGCUGAAUACUUUCAGAGCAGCGCUUCCCAGAACAGCCAGAUGCCUGGCACCGGGAAUAGCAACUCAAAGCCUCCGAGUCAAAGCCAGCCGGUGCAGGGGGAAGCCAGUGCCCUCUCCCCAAACUACAACAUGGACGCUACCCCGUGCAGUGAGGGGAAGGCAACAACAGGGAGUGGGAGAGGGAGAGGGAGGAGAAAAAGAGACAGCGGACACGUGAGCCCUGGAAUUUUUUUUUCCCCUGACAAUGGUAACCCUGUUGUAAGUCCAGGCCAGCAGACCCCCUCAGCUGGCGUUGGGGAGAGGGGUGGGGGAACGCCCCAUGAGAAACACCUCCAGUCACCCUCUUGGGGGAAAGGAGGCGACCUAAUGUUGGGGGACCAGGCCGACCUGAUGUCUUCUUUGGACAGUGGCAUCCAAAGUGUCGCCAAAUCUGACAGCAGCUCGCCGCGAGUGGACUUUCCGGACGACGUCAGCACCCACUACGGCAACGAGGACGAGGUUUCGUCCAGCUCGGACGCUGCGGGGGCCUCGGCCAACAAGCCCAAUCGCAGCCCUAUGAUCACCGGCUCGCCCAAGAUGCAAAGGAGCGAGCUCGGGUUGAUAAAUGGACAGAAGCCCCUCGGCAUGGGCAUUGCCAAUCACACUACCUCGACGCCAGACAGCUACGGACUCGGUGCUGGCGGUGGGGCCACCAGCGGGGUGAGCCACCCGGGCACUCCCGGGGUGGAGCAGGUACGCACACCAUCCAGCACCUCUGGCCAGGACGAAGUCCACCCUCUGGAGAUCCUGCAGGCCCAGAUCCAGCUACAGCGCCAGCAGUUCAGCAUCUCCGAGGACCAGCCCCUGGCCAUGAAAAAUGGCAAAAAGAACGGCGACUGUCCGUCCCAGAACGGAGACAAUGAGUUGGCGAGCUGCAGCCCGGAUGCUGGGAAGGGCUCAAUGGGCACUAUUGACCUUGACACCCUCAUGGCGGAGCAGCACGCCACCUGGUACGUGCCCGGGGACAAGGCCAUGAUGGACGGGUCGGAGGAUGACAAGGCCAUGGGACCAUGGGAAAAAAACAAGAGCCAAAACAACAGCAAAGAAGAAUCGGACCUGUCCCAGAGUAAAGCUGGAACCGGGGCCCCGGGACCCGGGGCCGGGGGGACCAGCGGAGGGAACCACCUGCAGUGCCUGUCCGUCCACUGCACAGACGAGCUGGGGGACAGUAAGGGCCGAGGGGGGCCCGUCUCGUCCUGGCGCUCGCUCCACUCCGACAUCUCCAACCGGUUUGGGACGUUUGUGGCGGCACUGACUUGAACGGAGCGCCGGCCCAGCAGGAAGGAGACAAGAAGAAGAUGAUUAGGACAUUAAGACGAAGACAAGCUUCAGAGACAAAUAACGACGAGAAGGAGGCUGACGAUGACGAUGACGAUGAUAAAGUGGCAACUGCGAGCAGCUCCUGCCUGUUCAGGGACAGAAAGACAUUUACACUCAU
Messenger RNA from Etheostoma cragini (Arkansas darter), 4993 nucleotides. It is a transcript of the gene mn1b, whose product is annotated as meningioma 1b. The transcript has 2 exons. Gene Ontology annotation, biological process: regulation of DNA-templated transcription. The coding region runs from base 1087 to 4815 and encodes 1242 amino acids. NCBI's taxonomy places the organism in Eukaryota, Metazoa, Chordata, Actinopteri, Perciformes, Percidae. The record is from RefSeq and is a predicted model, not a curated record.